AUGCUCCUUGACAUAGAUGUCAGUGGUAUAACACUCAAGGGUGAAUAUCUUCCUCCCACCAUCCAACGAUCCACCGAAGAAUGUGUCAAGAUUGCGGUCUGUCUACAUCCUUGGUCCUGGUUAGGUGGAAAUAUGAAUGACCCUGUGUUGGAUAUUAUAACGGAAUCCUUACAGAUUAAAGAUUAUCAUGUAUUUAGAUACAAUUCUCGAGGGGUAGGCGGAUCUUCUGGGUGGCCAUCGUUCACUGGCUUUACGGAGGGAAAAGAUUUGGAAGCUGUGGUGGAUUGGUCGCUACGCUAUGUCCAGAGUCAUGCAACGUCGAAUGCGGCGGAUAUAACAGUGACGAUUAUAGGCUACUCUUAUGGGUCUUUAAUCGCUUCCCUCCAUCCUUUAAUGCAGAACACACAGAUCAAGACCUCCCACAUCCUUAUUUCUUAUCCGCUUGGACCCCGCAGCUAUCUCACUCUAUUCCGCUCUUCCACCUAUGCUUCAAAACUCCAAGAGCUCAUUCGUAGUCAAGAUUCAAACGUACUUAUCAUCUACGGUAACCAGGAUGAAUUCACUAGUGCGAAAAGCUAUGAGAGUUGGGUGAAGGAGCUUGCAGAGUUGAGGAAGGAUGGGUCUCUGAAACAAAGCCAAACAUCGGGACACAACUCAGAGUCUGGUCUUGUAGAGCAGGGCCAGCGAGGAUUGACUUUGCUCUGUCGUUCCGGGGCCUCGCAUUUUUGGAGAGGUAGGCAUGGAGUCUGGUUAUCCGAAGUGAUUGGGAAAUGGCUCCGCUAG
Messenger RNA from Lentinula edodes (shiitake mushroom), 783 nucleotides. RefSeq names its product Alpha/Beta hydrolase protein. Bases 1 to 783 code for a protein of 260 amino acids. Gene Ontology annotation, molecular function: hydrolase activity. The record is from RefSeq and is a predicted model, not a curated record. The transcript is spliced from 3 exons. Lineage: Eukaryota; Fungi; Basidiomycota; Agaricomycetes; Agaricales; Omphalotaceae.